Molecule: messenger RNA, 2358 nt
Organism: Varanus komodoensis (Komodo dragon)
Lineage: Eukaryota; Metazoa; Chordata; Lepidosauria; Squamata; Varanidae
Gene: CUNH19orf25
Product: chromosome unknown C19orf25 homolog
Exons: 3
Coding region: 61-390 (109 amino acids)
Source: RefSeq, a predicted model, not a curated record
GAGGAGGAGGAGGAGGAGGGAGGAGGAAAAGCAGUGCCCCCCGGCACCUCUUUCCAAGCAAUGACCUCCAAGCCAAAGAAGCGGGUGACCUCCACGCGCCCCGAGCCCCCCAACACGGAGCAAAUUCUGGAGGAUGUCCAGCGUGCCCAAUCCAACGACCCCGUGUUUGUUCUCCUGGCGGAGCCCAGUGAAGAUUUGCCCACUCCAGCCAAGAACGAAGACCCAGAGGCCAAGCGGGAGCGCCUCUAUCGGCUAACCCAGUCCUACGUGGAGAUGAACCAUCGCCUGCAGAAGGCCUGCAGCCUGCUGAAGGAGAAAUGCGAGGAGCUGAAGCGCGCCGGUGCGACUCUGGAGCAGGGCAUCCUGGAGAUGAAGCAGAGGGCCUUGUGAGCGGCUCGCAGGGGGCGAUGCCCGCAGCCCACUGGGACAGCCAGGCGAAUCAAACAUCGAGAAGUCGGCCAGCACACGCCCGAGCGACAAAAGACUCCUGAGUCCAGCAUGCAUAAGCUACCCCUCUCGAGCACCGUCCGUGUUUUCAGUUCCGUGAAUGUGUGCCAAGAACAGCUGCUUCUGGAAGGCUGAAGCAGCCUCGCUCAGCUCUCCUUGCCAUGCCCAGUAGUAUGGUUAGCGUCCCCCGUAGUUUCUUUCACCCCAGGUUCGUGAGUUCCGCCCUCCGUUCUGCUUGGAUCCCUCACCCUUCUUGGCUUCCUUCGCACAGACUUCAGGCGGGUUCCUCGGUGGGGCCGGGACAGGAGGGGAGCGCAGAGCAGGGGGCCGGCACCCACUGCGGGUUGCUUGCCAUGACCGCUCCGCCGCGGCGCUACGAUUUCUCCCUCUGGUACUGCCUCAGCGACGAUCACAUCGCGACUUCCAUCGGCAAGAUCCUGACCAAGCAAGGCCUCCGGGGCUACAUCGAGCACCAGGACCACGUGGCCGGGCGGUCGGUCAUCGCCUCGGUGAACGAGAUCAUCCAGAGCAGCCGCGUCGCCCUCGUCCUCUUGACCUCGCGCUCUCUGGCUGACCCGUGGUGCCAGCGCGUCGUGGAGUGGAACCUCGUCCACACGAUACUCCAGGAGGGGACGAAAGUAAUCCCGGUGUGUGUGGAUGUCAGGCAGGAGCAGAUGCCGCCGGCGCUCAGGCACCUGACCGGACUCGAGUACAGAGGGCCAUUCUUCAGGCAGAGGUUGCUUGACAGCGUGCAAAAGGCCAGGUCGCCCACAAGGACCCCGUGCCCUUCCAGUCUGACCAGGGUUGGUGUCUAAGGGUCUGGAGAAGCGGAUUGCGGAGGGGUUGUGGAGGCCGCAGCUUGGUUGUUGCAUUCUGACCAUCUCUAGACGUGUGUUGGGUUCAUUUUGUGUUUCACUUAGGCCCCAUCGUGAUGUGGGUUGGUGCCCAUGAACAGGUCUCAGUAGAUUCGUGCCUGGAGCUGAUGUGUGGGAACGUCUUUAAGUGAACAAAGUUUUAGGUGUUCUGGGGAGCGAGUGCAAGGGAGGGGAGCUGUCCUUUGUUCUUUGUCUGGUAGGGAGGGAGUUGCCGUCGAGAGAAACGCCAAGUCCUGAGACUGCUGAUUGUUGCGUUCAAUUUAAUUGCAGGAGCUCUUAUUAAAAAGCAGUUUUUGGACAACUUUUGGCUGUGUGGGCUCCUUCGGUAUACCCCUCUCUUCAGUUGAGUUGAACUGUGGUGACAUGGAACGUUCACAAACGCCACAAAUCAAGGUGUAAAAGUUUGUGGUGACAUGGAACGUUCACAAACACCCCAAAACAAGGUGUAAAAGUUAGUUGUGUUAGGUUAGGCUGCAGCAAGCAGACAGUGCUCAAAAAAGCACCGCCAGGCAGAAAAGGAACAGCAUACCCAUUCUGGCCGAUAAUUCUCCUCAUCCUUCAUCUGAUGGGAGUUGCAGGCUGAAACAGCUCGACGGUCACAAUUUGCCCACCUCUGCCUCAAAGACUUUUAGGGAUCAUUCUUAUGGUGUUCCUAGACUGCUUGGGAUUCUUUGGAUGACAGAACUCUGACCUGGGAGAGGGGGAUCUGUUCUCGGAUCUCCCUCUCCCCCAGUGUCGCCACCAGAGUGUGCCUUGCAAUCUACUUCUCCCGUACUGCAGCACGGAUGUCCAGUCACUUUCCCUCCCCAAAGCGGUAAUUCCUUUUUUAAGCCCGCUCAGAAGCGAGCAGGCAUAUUGGCCAGCGUUGGAUCUGGGGCUCACAGAUGAAAACCCCUGCUUUAUAGGGUUGCUGGAAACAUUUAGGCAUGAGUUCACAAUUUCACUAAUCUAUGGCUAGUGCGUUUACAGAACAUCUUUAAAAAACAAUAAAUAUUAUUUAUCAUGAAUAAAUGAAUACUAUUCGAGGAUAAAUCUC